AUGUGCUCCAGCCUCUGGUUCCUGACGGACCGGAGGAUCCGGGAGGACUACCCGCAGGUGCAGAUCCUGCGCGCCCUCCGGCAGCGCUGCUCCGAGCAGGACGUGCGCUUCAGGGCCGUGCUCAUGGACCAGAUCGCCGUCACCAUCGUCGGCGGCCACCUCGGCCUGCAGGUGAACCAGAAGGCUCUGACGACAUUCCCAGAUGUAGUGCUCGUGCGGGUGCCCACGCCUUCAGUGCAGUCAGACAGUGACAUCACUGUCUUGAGACACUUGGAGAAGCUAGGCUGCCGCUUGGUCAACCGCCCCCAGAGCAUUUUGAACUGUGUCAACAAGUUUUGGACAUUCCAAGAGCUGGCUGGACAUGGGGUCCCCAUGCCAGACACGUUUUCCUAUGGUGGUCAUGAAGACUUUGCCAAGAUGAUCGACGAAGCUGAGCCCCUGGGGUACCCUGUGGUGGUGAAGAGUACUCGAGGACAUCGAGGAAAAGCAGUUUUCCUCGCCAGAGAUAAACACCACUUAUCAGAUAUCUGCCACCUGGUCCGUCAUGACGUGCCCUACCUGUUCCAGAAAUAUGUGAAGGAAUCUCACGGAAAGGAUAUCCGCGUCGUGGUGGUGGGUGGCCACGUCAUCGGCUCCAUGCUCCGCUGCUCCACGGAUGGGAGGAUGCAGAGCAACUGUUCCUUAGGUGGCGUGGGUGUCAUGUGUCCACUCACUGAACAAGGCAAACAGCUGGCCAUUCAGGUGUCCAACAUCUUGGGCAUGGAUUUCUGUGGCAUCGACCUCCUAAUCAUGGAUGAUGGCUCCUUUGUGGUGUGUGAGGCAAAUGCCAAUGUGGGCUUUGUUGCGUUUGACCAGGCGUGCAACCUGGACGUGGGUGGGAUCAUCGCCGAUUAUACCAUGUCCCUGCUCCCCAGCAGGCUUACCGGGAAGAUGGCCCUUCUCCCAGGAGUGUCUAGUGCCAGUGAGAAGAGCGAGCCAGAAGGAUGUGCUUCAGCCCAGGCCGGCCCAGAAAACAUUUACAUCACCAACAGCGGCUCUACAUCCAGUGAGAGUGAACCAGAGUUGGGAGAAAUCAGGGAUUCUUUGGCAAAUACGGCCAGGGCCCAACCCCCUUCACUGCCAGGCCCCAGCUACAAUAUUAACAACAUGAUUGCCUCAGAAUUAAAACUUAAAUGAAUUCAGCUUUUGAAUAUCAUUUAAACCAAAUCCUGCUGCUUCCCUGAUAGUUUUGAAUGAAUAAGAUCUUGACUAAUGUGUGUUCAUUUGCACAGAAA
This is a messenger RNA of Trichosurus vulpecula (common brushtail), 1274 nucleotides long. It is a transcript of the gene RIMKLA, whose product is annotated as ribosomal modification protein rimK like family member A. The transcript has 5 exons. The record is from RefSeq and is a predicted model, not a curated record. Gene Ontology annotation, biological process: protein modification process. Gene Ontology annotation, molecular function: metal ion binding; ligase activity, forming carbon-nitrogen bonds; ATP binding. The coding region runs from base 1 to 1176 and encodes 391 amino acids. Gene Ontology annotation, cellular component: cytoplasm. Lineage: Eukaryota; Metazoa; Chordata; Mammalia; Diprotodontia; Phalangeridae.